GCCGGAAAGGGCCCCGCGGUGGGCGGCCCAUGCCGGGACGGGGCGGCUGGCAGCGCGCCGGUCUGCUCGGGGGACGACGGCGGGAGCGGGACGCGCCGGACGAGGAGCUCCGGGGGCCCCGACGCGGCCUCGGGACGCCGAGGCUAAGGAAGGUCCUACAUGGCUGCAGCCGCUGGAUCCCCUCACUAUGCACAACUCUGUGAAGGUUAAUACUGAUUUUGAUUGGAUUUGAUUAGAGCAAAAAGGAGGCCAUAAUUUAAAAUAUAAAUCAUAAAGGAGGCUCAUGACUCUGAACUCGAUGAAGCUGGAAGUCCACUUUCAGCAGAAACAGAAUGAAGACUUGGAUGAUGAAGACUUCUGCACUCUUGGUGGACGAUGGGCCUCUCAGAGCAACAGCGAAAGGUGGCUCCAGACUGACUCACAGGAACACCUUGGAGAGAGCUGGCAGAGCAGCUCCACCAUGAGGAGGUUUUCCAGCCAGGAAAGUGUCCUCACAGACCUCAGUGCUGACUUGGAGGCGAUUUCACUCCACAGCACCAGCAGCACCGGUGGGGCCUUCGCUCUCGGGGCUGGGGUGCCCCGUUCGUCCUCCACACAGAACUCUCCAACCUCCCCCAGCCCUCGUGGAGGCUUGAGUAGUCAUUCGCCAGCAGCCCUGUCUUCAGAUGGAAACAGCAGGGAAAAACCCAAGAACUGUCAGACGCGGAGUUUCCUCAAAAGAAUCGAAUCUCUGAGAAGGAAGGACAAGGAGAAAUUGGACUCCGCUAAAGCUCCAGACAGGGACGGAACUCACAUCGCGCCUAGUUGGAGCUCCCCAAAGGACGCCAAGGCCCCUGCCUCUGGGACGCAGGUUGCGGGAGGAAACGAAAAGUCACAUUCUUUCUACAGCACUAAGACCCCUUCAACAGGUGGUUGGACUAACCAGGCUCUGGCCUCAGUUAAAGACAAGCUGCCCCAUGAGCCCAAGUAUGGUAGUAUUUAUUUAGAGGAUUAUGAAAGCAGUCUGAACAAGAACUGGGAUGCCAGAACGUGGGAUCACCAGAUUGCAUCUAAAAGAGAUUAUUUAUUCCACAUCCCAGGGGAUCACAAGCCAGGCACUUUCCCCAAAUCCCUCUCCCUCGAAAGCUUGUGUCCUUUGGAGAGUGGCUGCUGGGCAGACUGGAAAUCAACCCCCAGAGCCUCCAGGUCUUUGGCAGGCGGCACUGGCGUCAGCAGUGGCGUCCGCGGGAGCAACUCUCCUGGUGCCCUGGAACACCAGCCAAGGAGGCCUUCAAGCACUUUCACAGGUAGCCGCACCAGCCUCUAUGAUAAUAUUCCUGACUUUGGCAGUGGAGACGAUCUCUUUGAUCUGGAUCAGGAAAAGAUCUAUGAAAACCUGGAUGACAUCCUGCAGCACGUUUGGGGACUCCAGCAGAAAAUAGAGCUCUGGUCAAAGGCAGUUAAGUUUGACACGGAAGAUGAAACUACUGGGGUGGAGGAAAGGGAGGACACAGAUUCUGGCGAGGAGCCCACCCAUCUGAACGUGGAGAACCGCUCCAUCUCUGACAUGGGCACUUCCACCAGCGACUUCGAGAGCACGGCCAACUCCCUGAAUGAGACUGAGGAUCCAGAAAUGAGGGAGCGCAGAGACUCUGGCGUGGGGGCCUCGCUUACAAGGCCUUGCAGGAAACUCCGCUGGCACAGUUUCCAGAACUCCCACCGGCCCAGCUUAAGUUCGGCCUCCUUAGAAAUCAGCUGCCAGUCAGCAGCUCAGCUCAGCCUUCUCCAGAAGUGCUCCCUUUUCCGCCUCACAGCCAUCAUGGAGAAGUUCUCCGUUCCCCACAAGCAGUCCUGGGCCUGGACUGUUCCCAAGUUCAUGAAGAGGAGCAAGCCCCCAAACUACAGGGGCAAGAUGGUCUUUGGAGUCCCCUUGAUUCUCAGUGUCCAAAGGACGGGGCAGCCCCUGCCCCAGAGCAUCCAGCAGGCCAUGCGCUAUAUCCGAAGCCGGUGCCUGGACCAGGUUGGCAUUUUUCGCAAAUCUGGUGUAAAGUCCCGGAUCCAGGUCCUCAGACAAAGGAGUGAAGCCUCUCCCGAUUAUGUGAAUUAUGAAGGGCAAUCGGCCUAUGAUGUGGCUGACCUGUUGAAGCAGUACUUCCGUGACCUCCCAGAGCCCGUCUUCACCAGCAAGCUGACAGAUACAUUUCUGCAGAUAUACCAGUUUGUGCCCAAAGAGCAGAAGCUGCAAGCUGUCCAGGCCACCAUCAUGUUAAUGCCGGAUGAGAACCGGGAGGUUUUGCAGACGCUGCUCUAUUUUCUCAGCGAUGUUGCCUCUUCCGAGGAGAACCAGAUGACCGUGGGAAACCUGGCUGUGUGCUUAGCUCCCUCCAUCUUUCACCUCAAUGUCUCCAAGAAAGAGAGCACUUCUCCAAGGUCAAUUCACAGGAGGGGCCCUGUGGGGAAACCAGAGCAGAAAGACCUGAAUGAAAACAUGGCUGCCACCCAAGGCCUCUCCCACAUGAUUGCCAACUGCAAGAAGCUGUUCCAGAUUCCCCAUGAUAUGAUACUGCAGCUCAGCAACUCCUACCUGUUGGCUGAUGCUCAGCCACUCUCCUUACCGGAGCUGAGGAAGCAAAACCUGGGAAGAGAAAUCCAGGAUUCCCACCCAGUCUUGGAGGCCAGCAUCCGAGGCCUGCUGAAGGAGUCAUCCGAACGCUUCAAAGGCUGGACCAGCAUGCUUGGCCCCCCACACACGGAGCUCUCAUGCAAGAAGGUGGAGGAUGGGCAUCCCCUGCGUCUCUGGAAGGUCUCCACCGAAGUGGCCGCGCCCCCUCACCUGGUGCUCAAGCGGAUUCUCAGGGAGCGGCACUUUUGGGACGAGGACCUGCUGCAGGGCCAUGUGGUGGAGGCUCUGGACAAGAACACCGAAGUGUACCAUUAUGUGACCGACAGCAUGGCUCCACACCCACGGCGGGACUUUGUGGUUCUCAGGUCAUGGCAGACAGACUUACCCCGUGGGGGUUGCCUCCUGGUCUCCUUCUCUUUGGAGCAUCAAAAGUUGCCACUGGAAUUUGGAGUCAGGGCCACGGUGCUCACCUCCCAGUACCUGAUGGAGCCUUGUGGAACAGGACACUCCAAGGUGACACACAUCUGCCAAACUGAUCUCCGAGGGAGGUCUCCAGAGUGGUACAACAAGGUCUUUGGCCAUCUCUGUGCUAUGGAGCUGGCCAGGAUUCGCGAUUCUUUCCCAGUGUUCAAUCCCUGUGGACCAGAAACCAAGAUCUGAAGGAUGCCACCAGAUGGGUAGACUUCAAGUUGGAGUCCUUUUGGAGCAGAAUGUUGGAACUGAGCCUUUGCUUCCUGGAACGCACCCUCCACCCUUCAAUUUCCCUUUGCUUCUUCGUUUCAAGGAAUAUGAGAUCCAAGUCUCCCUAACGUUCCUGUUUUAUGAUUCAGCAACAUGAUCCAGAGGUUAAGCUUUAUGCUAGUGGUUACUUCUCCAUAAAUUAUCUCCAGGGUUAGAAGAAUUCUUUGAACACUGUUUACUAAAAGACACAAUUGAGAAGGAGCUCCUGAGCUCCUGCCUGCUUUGGGGUUCUCAGUUUGUCUCUGGUUAUUGUGAGGACAAGAUGUUAGAUAAUAUGGUCUGAUCCUGUAAAACUUCUCACGAUCUUCUGAGAAGUCUAUCAAUCCACCUAAGUCAAGGAAAGCCAACUUUGAAACCUCUUUAAAGGAUUAGACUGCUUUGUUGAGGGCUGUCCUCAGAUGUAGCAGACAUGGUGCUUAUUGAACCAGGUUUCAGGUUCAGGAACUACCAUCCCAAAUCUAGACUAAAGACUGGAUAUGUCCAAGCCACUUUCCUGCAACCUUUGAAAAAUAACCCAAUCUGAUUUGAGAGGAUUGGGAAUUGGGGCCCACCUCAGCACAAAAUACCUCCUUGCGACUUUUUAAUUGCAACCACUGUUUCCUUAGCAGGUAGGUGUACCCUGUGCAGGGCAAUCCCUGGGAAGAACCAGGGAGUAGCAGAGGGUGUGGGUGGAAUGGAGUCAAAUAUGGCAAGCUGUUCUCAUGUUUAAGCAUGAGGGGUCUUGGAGAAAGGAAAGGAGAGCUGUGGGUGAGGUUUUUACUACUACACUUGUCAGGCAUGGAGCAUGUGUGAAAAAGAGCCAGAGCUUGCAUCUUGGUCACGGUGCCCACGAUAUGCUCUUAGCCUCUUUUCAUCCUGGCUUCCAUCUCUUCAGCGGUAGAAGGCCAAAAGGGACUGAAAUUAUUCCAGACCAUGUAGGUGGACACUCUUUUUUCCAGGAGUCUAAUAUUUCAGGUAAUAAGAAUUCCCUAGUAGUUAUAAGAUUAAAAAUCAAGACAAUGGAGGAAAAGUUUGGAAUUCCCAGACUUCUUUUUCCUUCAGCAUAAUUUCAAAGUACCUGAAUCGGGGCUUGCAGGUUGUUAAACCACGUGAAAUCUUUGGGUCUUAAAGUCAUCCCAGGGAAUCGAGGGGAAUCCCUACUGUUUUGUAGAUCACAUUUCAUUUGAUGCUCAUUGUUUUGGGGGAUGGAAGUCAGCCUUUAAUGCUGCGGCUGGCAAAGAGAAAGAUUAGGCAAGCUAGCAUGUCUGUGAUCUUAUUCAUCUCAAAGGUUUCGGGACCUCCAUCCUUACGAUGGGAAGUAGGAAAACUGGAACUGCAGAAGUCUCUGGGCUGCUUGAGCCAGCAAGGAGAUGGGCAGCUUUCUUCAGGCUGGCCACUCCGUACUUCCCAGUCUCGGCACGGGAGGAGCACAAGUACAAGCCUCAUUUGGAGAAUGAAAGCCAAGCCAAGCUAACAAUUAAAGCAAUUACUUUGGAAAUGACCACCGAAGAAGAAAGUGCCUGAGAAAUAGCCCGAGAGCAUUCAGCAGGAUAUGAAAAAGGUGUGGAAACAAGAAAACAAGGCAGGGAAACAGCAAAACGUGCUCUCCUUCCCAUCACAUCCUGAUUCUUGUAGAGACAUAAAUAUUCCUUUACAUAAGAACGAGCUUGUUACCUGAAGAAAGGAAGGCUCAACUUCUCUCCAAAGGAGGUUGAAGAAAGACAACACUUGCCCCUUCCAUAUUAGCCAACAAGAUUUGUUCUAGUCCAAGUUGCCACAAAAUAUUCGAGGGAAUAGAAAGGAUCAUCACUCUUUGGAGACCCUCCCAAAGACUCUGGGAGAGCUUUGUCUACUUGCAGCUUCCACAGUUGUGGCCAUUUUUGUAUCCCUAAACAACCUCCGUUCUAAACCUGAUAAGCUUAUUCAGGCUUCAACGACACCUGGUGCUGGUGGUUGCCAGGCCACGACGUCUCAGGAUGCAGGGUCCUCUGCUAAAAAUCAAGCUGAGGCUAAGCUAGAGUGCUUCGAAAGAGCUAGGCCUUGCUUCCUUCCCUUUCAAUAGCCAGUUUGCUAGGGAUCUGACCCAUUGGGAAGCAGUCAUCCAUCUGCUAAGCAAGCUUCUAAUCCCUCAUCCCGAGCAUAGACAUCAGGAUACACGCCACUAAGGCUUAAGAGAAUCUUGUCUGAUCCUUCAUUAGCUGUAUAACGUACAGAAAAUCAUUAGGAUGGCAGAAACUCUGACAAAAAUAGUGUUUUCCCUUCCAGUCCAGCCCUAUUCAGCUCCACUCUGCUCACUUGCUGAAGGCUGCAGCCUCCUGCCAAGAGCAGAGGAUAAUUACUCCGUGUAGAGAAAAGGCCACCUUUCUUCUCUCUCGGCCAAUAACUCACCUCAUGCUCAGUUAGCAGAUCUUCAGAAUAGGCCCCAGAUUUUAAAACCACCACCCUCCCCACUGACCUCUUGCUGGACCUAAAUGACAAGAAUUGAGAGGAACUUCCCAACUUACCUGCUCAAUGCAGUUCCAAGAGGGGGAAAUUAUCCCUACAGGCUCAGACCCUCCACAAGACCCCAGAACCAGAGCAGUCCCCUCCUCCGACAGUGACUCUGAUUUGGAUCCUGACAAACAAGCAUUUGCUUACUUAUCUGGAGGGAAACUGCUUGCUCACUUCUCAGUUUUUGUUCUACAGUCAUAGAAUUGUAAGGCUGCUACCCCUUGGGUCUUCUAGUCCAACUCCUUGCCCAAGGCAGGAUCCUUAUGCCAUCCCUGAAAAAUGGUUGUCCAAUCUUUUCUUGAACACCUCCAGCAAUGGAGGACCCACAACUCUGGGAGGAAAGGUUGAUCGAUUGAUUGGUCUCACAGUCAGGAAAUUCGUCCUAAUUUCCAAGUUGGAUCUCCCUCUGACAGGAUUCCAUCCAUUACUUCUUUCUUGCCCUCAGGUACUAUGGAGAAUAAAUCAACACCCUCUUCCCGGUGGCAGCUCUUCAAGUAUUGGAAGACAAGGAUUGUGUCUUCCCUGUGCCUUCUCAUCAUUAGGCAAAACACAGCUAGGUCUCUUAGCUGUUCAUUGUAUGAUUUAGCGUUCAGACUCCUGAUCAUCUUUGUAGCUCUUCUCUGCACUCUUUGUAGGGUCCCAACAUCUUUUUUAUAUCAUGGUAACCUGAACUGGAGGCAGGAAUCCAAAUGUGGCCUUACCCGGGCAGUAUGAAGCGCAGUAGCACCUCUCGUGAUCUUGAUGCCAUCCCUCUGCGGAAGAGAAGGUUCUGUAUUUUGGGGGUCCUCCUGAGCAAGGGCACCGUAUCAUUUCAUCCCCUCCGUCUCCAUUCAGCCAGUCUUCUGACCUGCCAGGACCUCCCUUUCUAUACUUCCUCUUAGAUGCUGCCAAGACCUGUUUGGGGGGGGGGACACUAAUGGAGGAAACGCUACUUUUUAACAGUGAAUGUAUUAAUCCAUCUGUAGAUCCCCUCUGGUCCCCUGAGUGAAGUGGCAGCUGGGGGCUCCAAAUUCUCAGGAACAGGCCAGUAAAAGAAAAGGCUGACCACAACCUGCCCUUCUUCAUCCGUCCACCACACAUCCAAGGUCAUCCUCAGAAUUGGAUGAAGCUGCUGAUCUUGAAGCCAGGAGGAGGAGUCCCCAAAUGCUCAGAGGCUCAUAGGUGGUCUGGAAGGGGAAGGAAGAGCCUUCAGUCUCAGAAGGCUACACCAGAAGAACUGAAGCAGGCUAAGAUCUCCCAAACUUGGCUCGCCAUACCGGAAGGGCCACAGGGAGCCGGAAUCCUCCUCUUGCGCCUCCUAUCUCCAGGCUGUCCCCAGAGUUCUGUAGAGGACUGACCCUUGAGGCCCAGAAUUCUCCAUCAUCAUUUUGAUCCUCUAAUCGUUCCAAAUGUACAGUUUGACCUUGGUUAAUACUGGCCUGUAAGCAUGUCAGUUUGUUCUUUAACCAGGGACCCAGUUGAUCAGACAGCCUUCCAACUGGAAGCAAGAAAACCUAAUCUGUUAGAAAGGUAGGUGGGUGUUUUACAGCUGAUUCAGUGAUUCUUGCCAGAUUCCUUAUGAUAAGAAUGUAUGUGGUUUAUACCAUUAUUUAUGGGACUAUUAUUUUUUAAUCAUCAUAAAUGAUAUUUUUCCUAACUGUAAAUAUUGUAUAGUUGAAAUAUUAAUUUAAUAUAUAAAGAGUGUGAGAGCAUGUGAAAUGGAUGUACUCUCAGUAAAAGCUGUUUUAUAUUUAAUGAACAUUUUGUACAAUUCUGCAAACUGUUGACUGGAGAGAGGUUCCUCCUCUAUUCGUAUGACAAAUAAAGACUAACAAUACCCAACCACUGGUUGGGAAACCAUCUACCAAAAUAAAA
Messenger RNA from Crotalus tigris (Tiger rattlesnake), 7666 nucleotides. RefSeq names its product rho GTPase-activating protein 7-like. The coding region runs from base 284 to 3262 and encodes 992 amino acids. Lineage: Eukaryota; Metazoa; Chordata; Lepidosauria; Squamata; Viperidae. The record is from RefSeq and is a predicted model, not a curated record. Gene Ontology annotation, molecular function: GTPase activator activity; lipid binding. Gene Ontology annotation, biological process: regulation of Rho protein signal transduction; actin cytoskeleton organization; signal transduction. The transcript is spliced from 14 exons.